Molecule: messenger RNA, 1967 nt
Organism: Hippocampus zosterae (dwarf seahorse)
Lineage: Eukaryota; Metazoa; Chordata; Actinopteri; Syngnathiformes; Syngnathidae
Gene: nfkbie
Product: nuclear factor of kappa light polypeptide gene enhancer in B-cells inhibitor, epsilon
Exons: 6
Coding region: 365-1393 (342 amino acids)
Molecular function (GO): protein binding
Source: RefSeq, a predicted model, not a curated record
CUCUUCACAUGUCGGCUCUUCCCCUUCUCGCCUUGCAUUGCUCAUAUACUCCCCGCCCGGAGGAGCUCGCCCCGCUACCGGAUAUCUCGACGACACACAGGCCGCUUCACUCUCUUCUCGCGUUCGCGAUGUGCGUCGAAACUUUCACAGGCGCUAGCACAACACGUCACAAGCUAGUAACCGAAGCCUUUGGGCAACGUCUUUAGGCGUCCAGUGGCAUGAAAGGCACCAGCUCUCGCCCUCGGCUCUUUCCACAAACGGCGGUCUCUUCGUCCUCGGAGCUCCGCUCUCCGGCGGCAGCACCCGCCACCAGCCAUUGAAUUGUAUCCGGAGAUUCGUCGCGGACGAACCGGGGAGACCCACGAUGGCCAGCGGCGACCAUCGCAAAGAUGAUUUUCUGGAGGAGAGUCGUGUGGACUCGGGUAUUAACUCUUACUGUUCCUUACUGAAGUCCGAGGAGCGCAGCACCGAGCUCGGCGGUCCGAGGGACAAGUUUCCAGCCGUGGAAGAGCGCUUGGAUUCGGCAUAUGGGUCGUCGUCACUGACGGUGGAGAGCCUGGCAGAAAUAGUCAAGGACAUUGGUUUCGACCGCGACGAAGCACCAGCGACAAGCCCCGGACUCUCGGAACAGGAGGAGAACAUUAUCACAUCCAUGACAGAAGAUGGAGAUACAAUCCUGCACCUGGCCAUCAUCCACGAAGACACAUUCAUUGCAAAACAGUUGAUCCAACUAUUCCCAAAAGAAGUCCUGGACAUCCAGAACUAUUUGUAUCAGAGUCCUUUGCAUCUGGCCACCUACUUGAACCUGACCGACGUCGUCAAGAGUCUGGUGGCCAAAAGCGUUAGCAUUGAGCUGCAGGACCGGGACGGAAACACGGCGCUGCACGUGGCCUGCCAUCACGGCCUGACCGCGUGUGCCACAGAGAUGACCAGUGAAAUGUCUGCCAGCAAGCUGGCCCUGGUCCUGGAAACCCAAAACUGGAAAGGUCUUGCCUGUCUUCACUUGGCAGCGCUGAGCAGGCAACACCAGAUUCUGAAACUGUUGAUGGCAAAGGGCGCAGACCUGAAUAUCAAGGAGGGAACCAGCGGCAAAACGGCGCUCCAUCUCGCUGUGGAGAUUCACGACACCACGUCGGUGAAGCUGCUGCUCAACGGUGGCGCCAACGUGGACGCCGCCAUGUUCAACGGCUGCACGCCGCUCCAUCUCGCCGUAGGGCGGCAAGACACGGCCAUCGCCAAUCUCCUCUGCCAGUCUGGCGCCGACACCAUGCUGCGCAACGUGGAGGACGAGACUGCGUUGGACCUGGCCGAUGGCAACAAUGAUAUCCUGGCUCUCUUUCCAUUUGAUGACAUUCAGAUUUUGGGGAGGUCAGUGGUUGGCGUGAACUUUUGAGCUACUGUACGGCGCUGCAUCGCAUGCUCAUGAAGAUCAAUCGGGCUGACUGUUGGCAGCAAUCUCUCAUUAGCAAAACUGUCUUUGAACUGUACUAUUUGUAGUACUUUGUGAUUGAAUCUGUAUUUAUAUGUUCUAUAGGCAUCAUUUAAACUUGGUCUCUGGGAUUAAGGCGCCAUUCUGAUUAACCAUCUUUGACUUGAACCCUGGAAAUAACAAUCCGCUUGAUACUCUCCUCUUGACGGUCAUGUUUGCAUCAGGAUAGACAUUAAAAAUUAGUUCAAAGAUCUACCUCUUUCUCAUCAACACUUUCAAUAGCUGAUAAUCAAAAUUUGAAACGGCUUUUCCCCUGUUUCUAAAUUUCACCAGUGCAGAAUUUGUUUGGCUGCUUUUUAUCAAGCACAGCUUUUUGUUAUAAGACUGCAUAAUUCCACGUGGAGGUGUAAUCUGUGAUAUCACAUUUUUUAGAGUUUUUGCUUUACUGAUCGGUGUUACAAUAAUUGCACUGGCCAGAUUAGUUGAUGACAGUAGUUUCACGCUCAUUAAUUUUGUAAUAAAAUGGAUUAAAAGAUAA